Molecule: messenger RNA, 1671 nt
Organism: Notodromas monacha
Lineage: Eukaryota; Metazoa; Arthropoda; Ostracoda; Podocopida; Cyprididae
Source: the annotation of a GenBank genome assembly
AUGAAAGUGAACGCGUCGUGUCCGACGAGUCCGGAGCCGUCUGAAAAGGCCAAGAAAUAUGAUCGGCAGCUGAGAUUGUGGGACGACCAUGGACAGGCGGCGUUGGAAAGCUCGCACGUUUGUCUCAUCAAUGCCACCGGAGCAGGAACGGAGCUGCUCAAGAGCCUCGUACUUCCCGGAGUUGGAAAUUUCACGAUCGUUGACAAUAAACUUGUCACAGCCGAAGAUCUGGGCUCCAACUUCUUCCUGAACAAACAGAGUAUAGGGAAGAAUCGAGGUGAGAUGGCGUGCGGACUGUUGAGCGAGUUGAAUUCUGACGUUCGAGGGAACUUCGUGGACGACAGUGUGGAGCAAUUGUUGGUCAAUUCUCCGUCAUUUUUUGACGAAUUCCAGCUGAUAGUUGCCAACGAUUUGUCUGAAAAGACUAUUUGUGACCUUUCCGAACGACUUUGGGCAUCUGAUAUACCGCUUAUUCUGAUCAAGAGUGUUGGCUUCGUUGGGUAUAUGCGGAUACAGCUGCGAGAACAUACCGUGAUAGAAUCUCAUCCCGACAAUGCUGUCGAAGACCUCCGCUUACUAAAUCCAUUCUCGGAGCUGAAAUCGUAUCUAGACUCAAUCGAUAUUGAGUCGCUGUCCCCACAACGUCUGUCGCACGUCCCGUUUCCCGUUCUCCUCUACAAACAUCUCAGUGACUACCGGAGUCACUCGAAUGAAUCCAAUAUCCUCGCUCCAUUGACCAGACAGCAAAAGCGGGAGAUUCAAGACGCGAUGCGGAAGGCCAAGAGAACGGUCGAAGACCGGAUGGUAGCUGUGAAAAACGGGGACUUCGUUGACACGAAUCCCAAGACUGUUCAGGAUGCUGAAAACUUUGAGGAAGCUGCCAAGGCUGUGAAUACUGUGCUGGGUGGUUUGGACGUUCCGAGCGAGGUUCAGCGCAUUUUGGAAGACUGCAAGUGCGUCGAGUUGACGCCGGAGUCGUCAACAUUUUGGGUGCUGUGUCGAGCAUUGAAAGACUUCGUUGCGGAAGAAGGAAGCUUGCCGGUUCGCGGGAGUCUUCCGGACAUGACCUCGGAUUCGGACGGUUACGUGGCCCUGCAAAAGGUGUAUCGAGACAAGGCAGCUCGGGACGCGGACGUGGUGGCGAGGAGAGUCAGAGGCCUUUUGCGAGACCUGGGUCGUAAUGCGGAUUCCAUUUCCGAACAGGAAGUGAAGCUCUUUUGCCGCAAUUCUGCAUUUUUGCGGUUGCAGCGGGGUACCUGCGUGGCUAAGGAGUUUCGCCAGUUUCCCAAGCUAGUGGACUUGGGAGCAGAAUUGGAAAGUGGAGACUCCGAUCUCACGUUUUACGUGCUUUUGCGGGCCAUGGAAAGAUUUCGGACGGACUUCGGCCGCUAUCCCGGUGUUUUGGACGCGCAGAUUGAAUUGGACAAUAUGCAACUGAAGGCGUGUGUGUGCAAGUUGCUGAGUGAGAGCGGAACCCCGGUGAGUAUCGGAGACGAUUACGUUCAAGAGAUCACGCGUUAUGGCGCCGGAGAACUCCAUUCGGUGGCGGCAUUUGUGGCUGGCUGUGCGGCCCAAGAGGCCAUCAAACUCCUCACCCGGCAAUACGUCCCUGUGGAUAACACGAUGAUCUACAAUGCUAUCGUUUCCAAGUGCGCUGUUUACAAGAUGUGA